UAGGCUCCGAACAGUUGGGAUUCUGACCUGGACAAACAGUUAUUGUGAGUUGGUGAGUGUGUCAGUGAGAGUAAUACAUUUUAUUUUAAUUUAUGUUCUUACAUUCUGUAAUUCUGUUGUGUUGUUCACUGAUUUCUCCUAAUCGAGAGCAGCACUCGAAUCGAGCAGUUUCCCGUUUUCUUCACGUCGAAGUGCGAAGUGCGACUGGAGUGGAUUUGCUGUCUGAUUUCUGAAUAAGUUUAAAAAACUCCUCAAAAAGCAGGUUUAGUGACGAAUCCCCCCGCCGCUAUACUCAUCGUAAUGGAUUUACAUACUUUUAGUACGUGUCUAAAUUAGGCACUGAUACGUUUCCGACUUGAUGUAGCUAAAAUAAUAAUUAGAGCAAACUGAAACUCGCAGUCUCCCUGAAAUAUUUCGUCAUUUCAACCUUCCACAAUAUUUCCGACAUAAUGCCGCUGACCCUGCCGGACUAUUCAAUUUCAGUUCAAUUCAGUUUAUUUUUAUAGAGCGCUUUCCUCACGCAGUAACACAGCCAUAAGGCAAAAAACAAACACUUCAGAACAAAGAAACAGAAACGGUAGACUACAGACUAAGAUUACACUAGACUACAUUUCCCAGCAUGCCUGCGGCAGUAGCGUUAGAGGCCGUACGGGCCCUCUGCCUCAUGACCUCUGACCCGUGACUGAAAAUAAUCCCAUCAGCUGAUGUGACCUGGCAACAACAUAGUGGGAGAUCUCUGAGGGAGGGGAUCCUUCGGCGACGAACGCCUUUCAUGUAUGAAACAGCACUUUAUUGACAGCAGCUCGGCUGGCUCUGCGCACACGGACGCUGCGGUGUGUUUGUAGCUUGUCUCGUCUGUGUUAUGUGUGUGUGCGCGCGCGCUGUGUUAGCGUGCCGGUAGCUAGCCUAGCCUGCUGCACCGCCGAGUCUGUUGUUUUUGUUGUCUUAACACUGAGUCCCGGAGUCUUUGUUGACACAUUACUUGAAAAACAGGGUUCCCUCUCUCACAGACCGACGGUGGUCAGUAAUCACCGAUAGCGUUCAAUGGACGCAUCAGGAAGGAAGGGUGGUGUGUGUUUUCUUUUUUUUUAGCAGAUGAUGAUGCUGAAGGCGCCUGCCAGCCGUUGUUGGUUGUGUAUUCAGGCACAUCAUCUCUCAUAGAAAAGAGGGCGAAGCAGAAACGGAGAGGGAACCAAAAGCUUAAUUUCUCGCUGAGUGUCUGACUUCACAAGAAGAAGAAGCCUUAACACGCACGUCUCCAUGGAAACGGGCGAACGGGUCGCGUGAUCGCUGGCGAGGCGCAGCGAGUCGUCGUUUUUCUCCCUCUCCCACAAGUUGUACGUUUCUGGUUUGUGCAGGGAGUUGAGUUGACAGCAAACAGUCAUACAGCGAUUUGACACAGACGUGGAGUCGUUCGCUUAGUCACCUGAAACACUUGUCGAAGACGAGGAGCUUCCAUCAUGUUUCCAUCAAGACACACUCUUCCUUCUCCUUCUAUGCUGGCUUUUCAGUGCUGAACAAAGUUCCCCUAAAGUCCAGGAGUCAGGUUUCAGGGAUGUAAAAUUAUGGUAAAACUCAUGUCGUCUUAUUGAGGAACCCUGCCAGAUCGAGGCCUCGAAAAAUUCCGGAUUCAGUCCUCAACACGAUCAUGCAUAUUGAACAAUAGUGUUUUAAGGGCAGCGCUGCAUGCACCUGCGGAGAAGAGACGGUUUGAAGAAGUGCUUAAGAUCUGCGUUUCGCAUGUGUAACGGAAGCGGAUGCGUUAGUUGAACGUGAGCUUUGCAGUCGAGGCCCGAAAACGAGCAGCUAUGAGCGGCCAGGGUGUGAGUGCCAACGCCAGCCUCGUGUGCCAGGAGAGCUACGCGUGCGGGGGCUCCGAGGAGGCCGUGUUCGAGUGCGACGAAUGCGGCAGCUUGCAGUGUGCCCGCUGUGAGCUGGAGCUCCACCGGCAGGAGCGCCUCAAGAACCAUGAGCGCACGCACAUCAGGCCGGGCCACGUGCCCUUCUGCGACACCUGCAAGGGCAACGGCGGGCGGCACCGCGCUCUCGUGCGCUGCCAGGGCUGCAAGAUCAACUUGUGCCUGGAUUGCCAGAAACGGACCCACAGCGGAGUGAACAAAAGAAAGCACCCGUUGACGGUGUAUCCCCCGCCCAAAGCUGCAGAGACGAGCCUGAGCAUCGAUGAGUCUGAGGCCCAGAAAGCGAGACUGCUGGAGAAAGUCAGGAGCUUCUUAGUGGUGGACGAAAAAGAGGAAAUGCAGGUGACGGACGAAAAUGAGUUUGUGAAGAAGCUGGACUGCCUGCCCGACCAACUCCUCAAGGUGGUCUCCAUUUUUGGCAAUACGGGAGAGGGAAAGUCCCACACCCUCAACCACACCUUCUUUCAGGGACGGGAGGUGUUCAAGACCUCGCCCACCCAAGAGUCGUGCACGGUGGGUGUUUGGGCCGCACUCGACCCGAUCCACAGUGUGGUGGUCAUCGACACAGAGGGUCUGCUGGGGGCCAGCUCCAACCAAGGCCAGCGCACGCGCCUCCUACUCAAGGUGCUGGCCAUCUCUGAUGUGGUCAUCUACCGCACACACGCUGACCGCCUGCAUGAUGACCUCUUCAAGUUUCUGGGUGACGCCUCAGAUGCGUACCUGAAACAUUUCACAAAGGAGCUGAAGGCCACAACCACACGCUGCGGACUGGACGUACCACUGUCUACACUGGGCCCAGCCGUCAUCAUCUUCCACGAGACUGUCCAUACCAAACUGCUGGGCUCAGACAAGCCUGGGGAGACGGCAGAGCGGCUGCUGCAGGAGCGCUUCCGAAAGCUUGGCCGCUUCCCAGAGGCCUUUAGCUCGGUGCAGUACCGGGGGACACGCACCUACAACCCACCCACUGACUUCAGCGGCCUGCUGCGCACCUUGGAGCAGCAGCUGGACAACAACACCACACGUUCCCCUCGCUCACCCCUGGUCAUCUACAAGGCCCUGCAGGCCUUGAGUGUGCGUUUCAAUGGCGAGAUCCCGGAUGAGCACGUUCCACACAGCUCCUUCUUCCCUGACGAGUACUUCACCUGCUCCAGCCUCUGUCUGAGCUGCGGGUCCGGCUGCCGGAACAGCAUGAACCACCUGCGGGAGGGGGUGUCCCACGAGGCCAAGCAUCGCUGCCGCUACUCGGCUCACUACGACAACCGCAUCUACACCUGCAAGGCAUGCUACGAGGGAGGGAAGGAAGUGAUUGUGGUACCCAAGACAUCAGCAUCUUCCGACUCACCCUGGCUGGGCCUGGCCCGAUAUGCCUGGUCUGGGUACGUGAUCGAGUGUCCGAACUGCGGGGUGAUCUAUCGGAGCCGGCAGUACUGGUAUGGAAACCAGGAUCCCGUGGACACAGUGGUCCGCACUGAAAUUCAACACGUUUGGCCAGGGUCUGACGGCUUUCUGAAGGACAACAGCAACGCGGCCCAGCGGCUCCUCGACGGGGUCAACUUCAUGGCACAGUCGGUGUCCGAGCUCAGCGUUAAGCCUGCCAAGGCUGUCACUUCCUGGCUGACAGACCAGAUUGCCCCGGCCUACUGGAAACCUAAUUCCCUCAUCCUGACAUGCCACAAGUGCAGAGAGGUCUUCCAGGACAACGACACCAAGCACCACUGCCGCGCCUGCGGAGAGGGCUUCUGUGACGAUUGCUCCUCCAAGACCCGCCCUGUGCCGGAGAGGGGCUGGGGCCUGGUGCCCGUGCGGGUCUGCGAUGCCUGCUUUGAGCAAAGAGGGAUUCGACCAGACCUGCUGGAUCAGGACUUGGAAGAUGAGGAAGGUGGAACACUAAUUGCCAGGAAGGUUGGAGAAGCUGUGCAGAACACAUUGGGAGCUGUGGUUACAGCUAUAGACAUCCCUCUUGGCCUGGUGAAGGAUGCAGCCCGUCCUGCCUACUGGGUCCCUGAUCAAGACAUCCUGUCCUGCCACCACUGCCAACGCGAGUUCACUUCCAAGCUGUCCAAGCAUCACUGCCGAGCCUGCGGUCAGGGUGUGUGCGACGACUGUUCCCCUGAGCGUCGACCCGUGCCCUCCCGUGGCUGGGACCACCCCGUCCGUGUCUGUACUGACUGUAAUCAGAAACCAGGGGAUCUCUAGCAGAGUGGAACAGGUGCCACCCCAUACCACCCCCCGCCACAAACAC
Molecule: messenger RNA, 4161 nt
Organism: Scleropages formosus (Asian bonytongue)
Lineage: Eukaryota; Metazoa; Chordata; Actinopteri; Osteoglossiformes; Osteoglossidae
Gene: zfyve1
Product: zinc finger, FYVE domain containing 1
Exons: 11
Coding region: 1809-4115 (768 amino acids)
Biological process (GO): lipid droplet formation
Cellular component (GO): lipid droplet
Molecular function (GO): phosphatidylinositol-3,4-bisphosphate binding; GTP binding; phosphatidylinositol-3-phosphate binding
Source: RefSeq, a predicted model, not a curated record